GUUAUCCUCGGAUUCUCGCUGAGCAUCGUGACACAUGGCGAGCAGAGCAACCACAGCCAGGGGUGCGCUCCCGCCUUAUCCACUUCUUUGGUUUUCGCGCUAGAUGCUCUGCAAACUCGCCAAACCCUCAGCGUUUCCCGGGGCCCAGACGAACAGAGGCAAACCGAGGCAUCCAUCACCUCGGCAGAACGCCAGAACCCAUACGCAACUCGCAGUCGCAGCGACCGUCCGCUCGCUCCCGCCUUUCGUUUGCCCCGCCGCCUCUAUCCUUUCCUCGACUCCUCCGCAUCCACCACCUGUUCGACCCAGCACCGGAGAGUCCCCACCCACCCAAUGGCGACCGCCACCGCGGCCGUAGCGCCGCCGUCCACCUCCACCUCCUCGGUCCUCCUGCGCCGCCGGCUCCCUUCCCCGGCGCCCGCGUCCGCGUCCGCCGCCUUCCCCCGGCUCCCCGGCCCGCCCCCGCCCCCGCCGCGCCGCGCGCGCCUGCUCCUCCUCCAGGUCGCGCUCACCAGCGAGGUGGCCUCGGACGACGUGGCGGCCGAGGAGGCCGCGGCCGCGCCCAAGAUCGGCAGGCGGGUGCGCGUCACGGCGCCGCUCCGCGUCCACCACGUCAUCAAGGCGCCCGACCUGGACGUCCAGGGCAUGGAGGGCGUCGUCAAGCAGUACGUCGGCGUGUGGAAGGGCAAGCGCGUCACCGCCAACCUGCCCUUCAAGGUCGAGGUCCAGCUCGCCGUCGAGGGCCAGCCCAAGCCCGUCCGGUUCUUCGUCCACCUCCGUGAGGACGAGUUCGAGUUCGUCGAUGGGGAGUGAUGUGACGGGCGUCAGUCAGAGCGCGUCCGAGUUAACCGUUCUUAUAGAUUAUAGAAUAAUCAUGGCCGCGGCGGUCGCUUGUGUCUUGUGUAUAUUGUUCCGGCGGGGUAGUAAGCUUGGGAGUGGCAAAUGUUUCAGCUGUUGGGAAUUGUUCGGAGUUAUAAUAGUGAUCAUUUUGCCGCUGUUUGUCGACUA
Molecule: messenger RNA, 1008 nt
Organism: Zea mays
Lineage: Eukaryota; Viridiplantae; Streptophyta; Magnoliopsida; Poales; Poaceae
Product: ferredoxin-thioredoxin reductase, variable chain-like
Exons: 1
Coding region: 334-813 (159 amino acids)
Biological process (GO): photosynthesis
Source: RefSeq, a predicted model, not a curated record